AUGGACUACCAGGAGGAAGAGGCUACUCAGCCAGGUAUCUCCCCCAAUUUUACUUCUUCUUUUUUUCAAUUGCAUCGUCGUCGCACUUCUUUCUCUGCUUCGUACAAAGCCUGGCAAAAGGAAAUGGCUGCUCACGAUCCCCUCUUUAUAGCAACCCAACUCUACCACGACGAUCGACGAUCCGAUCAUGGGCAUUCGGAACUGACGGACGAAGAGGCUUCCGAUAUCAUAUGCGUUCUGCAGCCCAUGACGUUACCUGCCCUCCAUGCGGCUAACGAAAUCCGCGCGGUCAACCCUCGAAAUACAUACCUCUCGAAAGGCGAUCUUCAGAUCAGAGAGAAGCACUUGCAUCCUGAUGACAUUGCUCAGACAUUUAAGAUAAAAGCUCAGGGACUCACACCAUGUGGUAUCGCUCUACGGCUCUCUGCUGAUCUUAAAGAUCCGAUCGGUGGCUUUCAUUUCGGUCGUAACCCAGCUCGAUGUGACUUCGUAAUCGGUCGUAAUGAGCCUUCGAGACGUAUAAGCAACAUCCACUUUCGCAUUUACAUUAACGAGCAUGCUACUCUUAUGAUUGAGGACCAAAGUACAAAUGGCACUGUGGUUGACGCACUCUGCUUGCGGGGGAAGGACAAGGAGAACGGUUUAGGCUACAAGCAUACUCUAGAGAAUGGGCAGAAGAUCAUUCUCGUCAUGACACCACCAGAAGAAAACUACGAUUUCGUCGUCUGGCUUCCAAAGCGUAGUGAUGCGCAACAGGAUGCGUAUGAACAAAAGUUAGCUGACUUUCUAGACUACCGAGACCAGAUUCGAGCACGCCGAACCGCUGCAAAAGUUGGCCAGCAUGGAGACACCCCCGACAUCUUUGCCGGACCUCGGACUGACACUCCCAAAGCUUCCGGGAAGUCUCUAUUGCCCAAGCGUAUCAAGGAAUGGCAAGGCGGAAACAAAUACAACAGAGUAGGGACGAUUGGUAAAGGCGCCUUCGCUGUCGUCUACAAAGUAACCACAAAAUCUGAAGGAAUUCCGUACGCUGCCAAAGAGCUGGAGAAGAGGCGUUUCAUGAAGAAUGGUAUCCUAGACCAGAAGAUGGAGACAGAAAUGCGCAUCAUGAGUCGAAUUACACAUCCUAAUAUUGUACAAUACAUUGAGCACGUCGACUGGCAUGACUACUUGUACAUCAUCAUGGAGUUUGUCCCAGGAGGCGACCUUGGUAGCCUCAUCAGUCAAUCUGGUCACCUCCCCGAAAAUACUGUCAGGGAUAUAACAGAUCAAUUGCUGGGAGCACUGGGUUAUCUGCACGGAAAGAACAUCACCCACCGAGAUGUCAAGCCCGACAAUAUCCUGAUCUCACAACGCGACCCAUACGUCGUCAAGUUGACAGACUUUGGUCUUUCAAAGAUGAUUGACAACGAUGAGACAUUUCUUCGCACGUUCUGUGGUACCCUACUUUACUGUGCACCAGAAGUUUACAUGGAAUACAAGGAUUAUGAUACUUCUGGACGCCGCGUUCCGCGAGGCACAAACAAGAAAUCCGUUCCCCUACAACGAUACGGACAUGCAGUUGACGUCUGGUCUUUGGCUGGAGUAAUCUGGUACUCUAUGUCAGGAUUGCCUCCAUAUCCACUUGGGAAGAAUCAGGAAACCACUUAUUCGCAAUUGUUGGAUCGGGUUAUGACCCAGGCACUGGACAUUCGGCCGUUACAGAAUGUUGGCAUCAGUGAGACUGGUCUGCGUUUUGUCAGAUCAAUGCUUCACAUUCGACCAGAACAUCGGGCCACUAUUGCCGAGUUGCAGCAGAAUCCAUGGAUUACAGGCAUGGACGAUGUCGAGGUCCAAGUCACGCAAGAAACCGAGAUAGAGGAGUCAUCUUCACAGUUUUCGCAGCUCCACCUUCAAGAAAGCAAUCUUGCGGUUGAGGACAGCAUUGAAAUUGAUCCCGAUAGCAUGAGUGAUGUCACGGAAAUUCAGCAACGAGAAAUCCCAAGCAGUUUUAAUACAAAUGAUGAGCUCCAGAAUGAGAACGAGCUUCUGAAUGAGGACGAGAGCUAUUCGUUUUUGCAAUAUGCUGGUGGUGCCCAGAACGCUGUUCCGGGUGGUCGUUUAUUUGGAGAGGUUAACGUGUCGGCAGUGGGGAGCUCGGGUGCUAUACCUAUGAAUCAUCUCAACCUGCCCAUGUCUACAGAUGCCUCACAACACUUCGAUGCGUUCAGUCAGUCUCAACAAUUUACAGAUGGCGAAGCCUCAUCGCAGGUCGAAAAUAAUUUUCAGGCCCUUCUUGCAAACAUGGACGCGCCAUUACCAGAGACCAUGGUUGCUCCUUCUCCAGAACUGCCUGUCGAACCAUUCACCCCACAAAAUCCGGAGAACGACCAAAACAGUCGCGCAAAAAGAUCAUCCAGCUUGAUGGGGACAGAAUCUCUGGUCGGUAACCUCAACAUGCACUCUCCUGCUUCCGCCCCAUCUCCUUUAGCAGAAGCUGCACCAAAUAAUUUCGCCCAUGCUGCAACUGUUAGCCUUCGAAGACCCCGCGAGGUUGAUUCCGACGAGUGUGAUUAUGCAUGGGCACCGAAAGGCAUGCCGGCGAAAAGACGACGUCGUUCAGAGCGUGAAAUCGAACUUGAGGUGCCUGCUAGUAUCUUUUGGAACCCGGCAGACAAAUCCACGCAUCACAACGACUACCCUCCAAUGACGACGGAGGAUUAUCGAAGAAUCAGCGAACACGCGGCGGCCAACGGCGAAACGUUUCGGUCCGGACAGAAAACAUUUGAAACGGCGAUGCACAGUUUCCGCAGCAGCCGGAGCCGAAGUUCUUCGAUCGAACCUCCCAGAGCCCAUUCCGAACCUACUGCCGACGAAGGUCGCCGUAUGCUCAUGAAACGCGAUGAGCGACGACUCGAAAUCGACACGGCUUCGCAGGGCCCAUUUGCUGCUCACCGGAUUCUCCAAGAUGAGUCCCUACCGAUCACCGCGACAACAUCAAAUGCUGCUACUCCUGCAGGUCCAGUCAAACCCGAGGAAACCUUUCAAGUGGUUGGGAACGACUUUGCUCCGCCUAUGCGAAUACUUGCGAAAUUGCUAUCUACACCUGACAGUUGUCUGCCAACUAUCAAUUUGAACAUCACCGAGUGUCUCACAAGCUGGGGUAGGGGACAUAUGGCAACCGUUCGCUAUGCAUUUGGAAAAGAAAUACGCAUACCAAAAUAUGCCUUCAAAGUUAUCGCAUUCAAGCCCAACUUUUAUGGUCGGGGGAACAAGAAAAUGCAAGUUGGUAGCGACAAUGAUCAAGACAUGUCAUUUUACAUUUCCACAAAGGCGAGUGCUGGUAUCUGGAUCAAUGGCGAACAUCUGCCAAGCUACAAUCCGACGACACCAGACAGCGCCUCUCGGUUCUGGGGUGAGCUGCGACAUGGAGAUGUGAUUACAGUAUGGAGAGACAAGCACCCAGCUGCGAAACCUACAAUGUUCAGAUUUGAAUGUUAUUGGGGAAAGUCUAAGGAGCAACGAAAGGAAGCCGAGAAUUUCAAACUUGUAUCGGAUUUGAUGUUCUUGUCAGACAUCGAAUUUGCUUGUCACAAGCAAGAGAAGCUGAUAUUGGAGGAACAGCAAGCUCGAGCCGAGGAAGAAAGGAAGAUGAUGGGUCAGAUUAAGCAAGAAGAAAAGGCUACGAAUGGGACCAGCCAGCAACAGAAUUUGAGAAACAUCCAGCAGUCAUUUAGCAUUCCGAACGGUCAUGCUUGA
Messenger RNA from Glarea lozoyensis ATCC 20868, 3738 nucleotides. Its product is annotated as Protein kinase-like (PK-like). Lineage: Eukaryota; Fungi; Ascomycota; Leotiomycetes; Helotiales; Helotiaceae. The record is from RefSeq and is a predicted model, not a curated record. Bases 1 to 3738 code for a protein of 1245 amino acids. Gene Ontology annotation, biological process: protein phosphorylation; meiotic recombination checkpoint signaling. Gene Ontology annotation, molecular function: protein serine/threonine kinase activity; protein binding; ATP binding. Gene Ontology annotation, cellular component: nucleus; cytoplasm. The transcript is spliced from 3 exons.